AUGGUGCUGGGCCGCACCAGCGACCGCAUUGAUGAGGUUCCCGCCGAGGACGCCAACCCGGCCGUCAUCGACCCCUCCGCGCCGGAGCAGUCCCUGGCCGAGAUCGCCCGCGACGGCGCCCAGGCCCUGAUCAACCAGCUGCUGACGGCGUGCCCUCUGGCAACGACCAAGGACGGGGUUCUCAUCUCCCUCCCGGAGCCCACGACCCGCAUCCCCCGCGAGAAGCCGGUGCCCGAGGCCAAGCCGCCCACCAAGUGGGAGAGGUUCGCGGCCAAGAAGGGCAUCAAGCCCAAGACGCGCGAGCAGCGCCGCAACCUCGCCUUCGACGACCAGUCGGGCGAGUGGAAGCGCAAGUGGGGCUACGGCGGCCUCAACAAGAAGGGCCAGGACGACCCCAUCGUCGAGAUCGACAUGAAGGCCGAGAGGGAGCGCAAGGCGGGCACCUCGGUCCACCGCGACUCCAGAAGGGAGCGCAAGGAAAACCUCAGGCGCAACGAGAGGAAGAUGAAGAAGAAUGCCAGGCAGGCCAUGGAUGGGAAGAAAUAG
Messenger RNA from Geosmithia morbida, 546 nucleotides. Its product is annotated as regulator of ribosome biosynthesis. The transcript is spliced from 2 exons. Gene Ontology annotation, biological process: ribosomal large subunit export from nucleus; ribosomal large subunit biogenesis; endonucleolytic cleavage in ITS1 to separate SSU-rRNA from 5.8S rRNA and LSU-rRNA from tricistronic rRNA transcript (SSU-rRNA, 5.8S rRNA, LSU-rRNA). Lineage: Eukaryota; Fungi; Ascomycota; Sordariomycetes; Hypocreales; Bionectriaceae. Bases 1 to 546 code for a protein of 181 amino acids. Gene Ontology annotation, cellular component: nucleus; nucleolus; preribosome, large subunit precursor. The record is from RefSeq and is a predicted model, not a curated record. Gene Ontology annotation, molecular function: protein binding.